Messenger RNA from Hyalella azteca, 3519 nucleotides. RefSeq lists its product as uncharacterized. Lineage: Eukaryota; Metazoa; Arthropoda; Malacostraca; Amphipoda; Hyalellidae. Gene Ontology annotation, molecular function: transaminase activity; pyridoxal phosphate binding. The transcript is spliced from 11 exons. Gene Ontology annotation, cellular component: mitochondrion. The record is from RefSeq and is a predicted model, not a curated record. Bases 214 to 2934 code for a protein of 906 amino acids.
AUUGACUGGGUCGGGUUAGCCUGGUUAGGUGGAUGCGGAUUAAAAUAUGAAUGGCAUAGCUGAACCAUAGCUAAAAAUACUGAACUUUUUGAUCACUUUUUCAGAAUGUGGACUUCAGGCUGUGCAGUAUUAUUAGCGAUUGAUUCAGAUGCGUGGUUGUAUGGGUGUAACUAGUGAUAGGUUUGUUGAUAUUUGUCGACGUGUGAGGUGACCAUGUGGACCAGGCAUGGUGGCGGAGGCACGAUGCAGAGUGGGCGGGGCCAGUAUUUGUACGACGAUUCCGGUGCGCAGUACAUCGACUGCAUCAAUUCUACUGCUCAAGUUGGCCACUGCAACACCCGUGUGGUUGCCGCCAGCUGCCAGAGGUUGGAGGAUCUGCUGCCUGACUCCGGGCAUGCGGGUGCUAACUGCGACUUGGAGACGCUGCUGCGUCGCACCUUGCCACCACACCUCGACUCCUUCCUCUUCUGCGACUCAGGGACUGCAGCAGUUGAUCUCUCCAUUCGGCUGGCCAGGCUUUGGUGUGGCAGAAAUUCUUCAAAAUUAGGAUGUCCGUCUAAUUCAUUUAAAAAAUUAAAGAAAAGUCAUGCAGAAGUUUCAGAUGGCCUCCUAAAUGCAGGCCCAUCUAGCGCUACCGUUGAUGCCGAUAUCGGAAAAAAUGUUGAAGAGGAAACUGCCUUGAGCUCAUCCAAGCGUAGUGGUAAUUUGACUUCUAGAAUUUUUACUCAUUGUACAGAAUCAGAAGAAAGAAGUGCAUCAGGGUCAUCAAUUUCAAAAUCUUUGACAUCACACUUCACACCUUCCGCUAGUCUCAGUUUCUGCCCACUCACCACUGACUCAAAAGAACUCAGUUCCUGUAGUCACCAAAUUGCCACGUUAAAAGGGCGACGAUCGCACGAAGAUAAUCAUGCACAAAAGUUCACCUGUGACUUUCCUGAGAAACCAUCGGAGUUCUGUGCUGCGGUAGGUCAGAAUUACGACUUCGGUGCCGAUGAUCGGAGUCAUCGGACACCCAGUCAUGAACAGCUGCCAGACGUACGCGCGUCGACGGCUGCCAGACGUAGGAGAGCGAGAGGCGACGUGGUCGUGGUGGAAGGUUCCUUCCACGGCUGCACGGACUCCGUUGUCAGACUAUCUUCUCGAAUCAAGCCAACAAGGUCAUUUAGAAGAAGCUCGUACACGGUGCACGUGGUGCCUGUAGCAGACACGUACCGAGCAUCAGGCCUCGGCGAUGCGGCCGCGUCUUCCCGUCCUUCCGACGCCGUUGAGUCCAUCGUCCUCCGAUACCUGGCGGACAGCCGGCGCAUCUUGGAGCAGUCCCUCGGUGAUGGCGGCCAGGUUGCGUGCCUGCUGGUGGAGCCUCUCCUCACGAUACAAGGCGGCCUGCAUCCUCCAGCAUCGUGGCUGCAAGGCCUCUACAGUUUGGUCAGAGAGUUCGGAGGCUUGUGCAUAUCAGACGAGGUUCAGAGCGGCUUAGGGCGCCUAGGCGACGCCAUGUGGGGGUUUGAGUGCCAGGGAGUCUCCCCGGACAUCGUUGUUAUCGCCAAGGGCCUGGGCAACGGCUGGCCGAUGGCGGUAGCCGCUACGUCCUCGCAGAUCGCCGCCAUGCUCGGCCCUCUGCGCUCGGCUCACCAGUGCAGCGCCGUGCAGAACGCUGUGGGUGCUGCAGUGCUGCGUACGUUGGUCGACGAACGCCUCAUGCAGAACGCCGCCAGCACCGGCCGCUCCCUGCAGUUGCUGCUCAGGAAGCUGCAGGACAAACAUCCUUACGUUGGUGAUGUGCGUGGACAAGGUUUGCUGCAAGCUGUCGACGUUGUCUGGAACGCAGAGCAACGGGUUCCUUCCGCCCAAAUUGCUGAUUUUCUUGUACACAAAUUACGCCGCGUGGGGACGGUCAUCGCUCGUGAAGGCAUCCACAAGAACGUUCUGCUCAUCAUGCCGCCCAUGACAUUCGAUAUUUUAGACGCCGCUGCCCUCGUGACGAAACUUGACGAAGCUCUUGCUCUCGUCCCACAUACAUUUGGCAUCACGGGCCCUACCUUCCCUAAAACCCGGACAUUAUUGACAACACAGUCGCGUGAGUGCUUUCUCUCUGUCGGUGACUCGACAGAAAGUUUAAGUGGCGCCACUCUUGCUGACGUGAGAUUCGAGUCCCACUCAGCAACCAGCUCGCUAGGUUCGCGACUUCGUGACGUUCGAGGUCCUCAUCGGUUAGAAGAUGACCAUCGCCAGUCAGAUAUUCAUCCUCGUAAUUUGUUGCAUUUGCCGACCGAACCUUCAGCUCAGCAAGAUAUUUUGAGUGAAUCUCGUGACACGUUGUCAAACCCGGAGACUUCCUCAGUGGUUGACGUUCGUAGUUUUGAGGACCAGACUGCAUUAACUGUGAGCUCGAGACCAACAGUAAGGAAACGAUGGCGGGAAGCUACUUCCUUUCACCAGUCCAGGCAUCCGAGUUCAUGUGGUAUCCGCUGUCUUCCGCAACAUUCGUCUGAUGAUGCAGAUGACAUUGCUGAAACUUCACUCUCGGUUGAUCCAAGUCCUAGAGAUGCUGCACGACAACAACGUUCGCUUCCUUCCGUGCCUGGUCAAACUUCAUCCAACUCAUUAUCUGUUAGCUUUACCAGCCCCAUGACAAGGGUGAGGAGUGCUGAUGUAUUCUCCAACAUCAUCAUGGUGGAAAGAGAAGCCUCGCCUCAUAUUGCUGUGGAGACAGCCUCGCCAGCGAUGCUGGACGCCAGACUGGGAGUACUGGACACAAGACGGGCGUCGUCUGCCACAGCUCCUACUAGGCGAGGCAAAGGAGAAGAACUACACCCAAAUGAGCUCCCCAGGAACUGCGGGGUGUUGGGGAUUGGCUUGGGGUUGAGACAGCCUCUCCCGGCCCGCCCCUCAGCCCCCUCCUCCCCUCGCGUCCCUCAUGAGGACGUAGACUAACGCAUCAAUUGUUGCGUGUUGCGUACAAACGAGAGCGCUUGAGACUUGAGUAUCAUUUUGGUACUUGUAUUAUUUUGAUACUUGUAUCAUUUUAGAAAUUGUUAUCACACUAAUACUGGUAUCAUUUUAGUAUUUGAAUCUGGUAGUAUUUCAGUACUAGCUGAAUAUUACUGUUUGUAAUUAUUACUUGUAUCUUAUUGUUGAUAAGGCAUUUGUAAAACCAAGGCAAUAAUUGGAUAGUCAUUCCGCGGCCAGCCAAGACAUUGGCCAUGUUGAGCAGACUGUUGGACAGAUCAUGUUUGGACAUUAGCAGCGAUGCUGUUGAUGCACAGACUGUUGAACAGAGCAUGUUAGGGCAUUAGUAGUGAUGCUGUUGACGCACAGACUGUUGAACAGAUACUCGGUCAAGGUCCUAUUCUUGGAUACUAUCAAUGUACAGGUAAUUUCUAGUGUCAAUAAUUCCCCUUUCAGUGGGGACUUCUGACGCGUGUCUGCGCUCGUCAGAAGUUCUUUGGGAUUUCGCGAUCCUUGAAGGAUUGUUCCUGAGCGCGCCACCGCUGAGCUCGCGGUGUCUGACUGCAGGUC